AUGGCCACCCAGAGUCAUGGAGAUUCUGUGGUCUUCUUUGCUCAGGACCAGUUCCUUCAAGAGCUGCAACGGGACCUAGAUGGUGUAGAUGUUAUGAAAGAAGGACUUUCCCAGAUUUCUCAGAACAAAGUAGCAGUUCUCCUUCUGGCUGGAGGGCAGGGGACAAGACUUGGAGUUGCAUAUCCCAAGGGCAUGUAUGAUGUUGGCUUGCCAUCCCACAAGACACUUUUCCAGAUCCAAGCAGAACGUAUUCUGAAGCAGUUGGCUGAAAAGCACUAUGGCAACAAGUGUGUCAUCCCAUGGUAUAUAAUGACCAGGGGUAGGACAAUGGAGUCUACAAAGGAGUUCUUCAUGAAGCACAAGUACUUUGUUUUACAAAAGGAGAAUGUGGUCUUCUUUCAGCAGGGAAUGCUGCCAGCUAUGAGUUUUGAUGGGAAAAUUAUCUUGGAAGAGAAAAACAAAGUCUCUAUGGCUCCAGAUGGGAAUGGUGGUCUCUACCGGGCUCUUGCAGCCCAAAACAUUGUGGAGGACAUGGAGCAAAGAGGCAUCUGGAGUAUUCAUGUCUAUUGUGUGGACAACAUAUUGGUAAAAGUGGCAGGCCCACGGUUCAUUGGAUUCUGCAUUCAGAAAGGAGCAGAUUGUGGAGCAAAGGUGGUAGAGAAAACAAACCCCACAGAGCCAGUUGGAGUGUUUUGCCGAGUGGAUGGAGUGUACCAGGUGGUAGAAUACAGUGAGAUUUCUCUGUCGACAGCUCAGAAACUAAGUUCAGAUGGACGGCUGCUGUUCAACACAGGGAACAUUGCCAAUCAUUUCUUCACUGUACCAUUCCUGAAAGAUGUUGUCAAUGUUUAUGAACCUCAGUUACAACACCAUGUGGCUCAGAAGAAGAUCCCAUAUGUGGAUUCCCAGGGACACUUAAUGAAGCCAGACAAGCCAAAUGGAAUAAAGAUGGAAAAUUUUGUCUUUGACAUCUUCCAGUUUGCAAAGAAGUUUGUGGUGUAUGAAGUAUUACGGGAAGACGAGUUCUCCCCACUCAAGAAUGCAGAGAAUGGGAAGGACAACCCGACCACUGCUAGGCAUGCUUUACUGUCCCUUCAUCAUUGCUGGGUCCUCAAUGCUGGGGGACACUUCAUAGAUGAAAAUGGCUCUUGCCUCCCAACAAUUCCCCACUUGAAAGAUGCCAAUGAUGUACCAAUCCAGUGUGAAAUCUCUCCUCUCAUCUCCUAUGCUGGAGAAGGGCUAGAAGGCUAUGUUGCAGAUAAAGAGUUCCAUGCACCUUUAAUCAUCGAUGAGAACAGAGUCCAUGAGCUGGUGAAAAAUGGCCUGUGAAUCCUCAAGUGAG
This is a messenger RNA of Phodopus roborovskii (desert hamster), 1342 nucleotides long. Its product is annotated as UDP-N-acetylhexosamine pyrophosphorylase-like. Lineage: Eukaryota; Metazoa; Chordata; Mammalia; Rodentia; Cricetidae. Gene Ontology annotation, biological process: UDP-N-acetylglucosamine biosynthetic process. Gene Ontology annotation, molecular function: UDP-N-acetylglucosamine diphosphorylase activity. The record is from RefSeq and is a predicted model, not a curated record.